AUGGAGUUCCAUUCUAGGACAAGUAGUGAGAGUAGUGAGAGCAGUGUAGAGCCGCAGGAGCUGGGCUCUUAUGAGCCUGCCUUCACGGACCAUUAUGAAAUUCUUAAGGGCAUUGGGCACGGGGGCUUCGCUAAGGUGAAACUUGCCCGCCAUAUCAUCUCUGGGACAGAAGUUGCGGUGAAGGUCUUGGCAAAAACAGCCUCGAACCUCCCGGUACUGUCUGAACCGGAUUUGCUGGCGAGCUUGGACCACCCAAAUGUGAUCCAGCUCUUCCAGGUCAUUGAGACCACCAAAUAUAUGUACAUUGUUAUGGAGUAUGCAGGUGGGGGACAUCUACGGUACCUCGUCUCGGAACCCGGUGGCAUGCCAGAGGAGGAGGCCCGCAGGCUGUUUAGGCAGAUGGUCCAAGCCGUGCAGUACUGCCAUGAGAGGGGUAUCGUGCAUCUGGACCUCAAGCCGGAGAACAUCGCCCUGGAUGCCAGCUGUAACGUGAAACUCAUCGACUUUGGCCUGAGCACCAGAUUCACACCUGGGCAGAGGCUGAGCAGUUUCUGGGGCACUCUCCUAUACCUUCCCCCUGAAUUUGCCCAACGGAAAGACUUCGAGGGACCCCCGGCAGAUGUCUGGAGCCUGGGCGUCAUCCUGUACUUCAUGCUCACUGGAAACAGCCCAUUUAUGGCAAACACCGCUUGGGAGGUGAGGAGGCUGAUCUUAGAGGGAACAUAUGACAUUCCCCUGUAUAUUUCCCAGGGAGCUCAGAGCCUCAUCUGUGAGAUCCUGAAGCCAGACCCCUCCCAGAGGGCCUCCCUAGAGCAGAUAUUGGGGCACCCAUGGCUGAGUCAGGGUGAGGAAGCUUCACCCAGUACUUCUGGUGAGGCACUCCCCAAACUCCCAGAUCCCACAAUAAUAACAACCAUGUUCAACAUGGGUUAUGACCCCUAUAACACCUGGGUGUCCCUGAAAAAUAAAAAAUAUGAUGACGCCAUGGCUACAUAUCUCCUGCUCAAGCACCAGAGAGCUCAGAAGGAGGGCCACGAGUGCCAAUCAAAGCGGAUUAAUCGUAUGGUGAUUGAGCUUCCCCUGUGCCCUGUGGAUACUUCUAGCAUCCUCUACAUGAAACAGUCCAGUGAGCCUGCCCUUCCUAUGUCCUGGGAGCAGAAGCAGCUUGAGGAGGCUACACAGUCCUGGCAGGAGGGUGGUAGAAGUGCCAGUGUGCCAGCCAUUCCCCUCCGCUUUUUCCACAUGGACCCACCCCCUCCCAGCCUACCCUCCCAGCUCGACCCUGUGCCCAGCGGCCCCGACCCCUCCAUGAGCCUCAGGAGCAGGGUCGCAGAAGAGGGCAGCUCAUCCUCCCCAGGCACCUCCACGGAACAGUCACAGGGUCGCAUAGGGCGUUGGAAGAGGGUGAGGAAGAGGAUCUCCAGCUGCUUCAGACAGCUGUGCUGUGUGCCUUGCUUCAGUCGGUCAGUGCUCAAGAACAGAGUGGCUCCAGAGGAAAUGCCCAGCCGAGACCAGCGGAACCAGCGGACAGCCAGGAGACCCUGA
Sciurus carolinensis (gray squirrel) is the source of this 1545-nucleotide messenger RNA. Its product is annotated as sperm motility kinase 2B-like. The transcript has a single exon. The record is from RefSeq and is a predicted model, not a curated record. Gene Ontology annotation, cellular component: cytoplasm. The coding region runs from base 1 to 1545 and encodes 514 amino acids. Gene Ontology annotation, biological process: intracellular signal transduction; protein phosphorylation. Lineage: Eukaryota; Metazoa; Chordata; Mammalia; Rodentia; Sciuridae. Gene Ontology annotation, molecular function: protein serine/threonine kinase activity; ATP binding.